Messenger RNA from Capronia epimyces CBS 606.96, 669 nucleotides. RefSeq lists its product as uncharacterized. The coding region runs from base 1 to 669 and encodes 222 amino acids. The transcript has 2 exons. NCBI's taxonomy places the organism in Eukaryota, Fungi, Ascomycota, Eurotiomycetes, Chaetothyriales, Herpotrichiellaceae. The record is from RefSeq and is a predicted model, not a curated record.
AUGUCCCCCAACAAUGGCCAGGACCAGGUCCUCCAAGUCAUCACCAUCCCUCACCGACCGACUCCCACCACGGCCGAAAUCGACGCCGACCUCGCCCCAGCCUUGUCCAUCCUCUUUGCGGCCCCCGGGCUCGUCGGGGCGUGGAAAGGACGUCGCCAUGAAGAUCGCUACACGUACAUUUUUCUCUUGGUCUGGCGCGACCUGGCCGCCUCGCACGCCUUCUUCACCUCGCCCAAGUACGCCGAAUUCCACCAGCGCAUCCAGCCCGCCCUGAAUGGGCGCAAGGUGGCCUGGCAGCAGCAUGCGCGGUUGGGUCAGUGGGAGCUGAGCGACGCCGCGCACUUCCAGUCGAUCAUCCACUCCCCGUGUAUCGAGGUCGCCUUGACCAAGGUGGUCGAGGGCGGCGUGGCCGGCUACUACGACGGCUUUGGGCGGGUGGUGUCCAAGAUCCUCGAUCAAGAUCCGGGCUGCGAUGGAUGGUGGAUCAGCCCGCUGGUAGAGAAUCCACAGCACCAGCUUCUGUUGAUCAAUUGGAAGAGUUUUGAGGCCCAUCACGAAGAUUUUGAAAGGCGGCCGACCUUCCAGCAAUGCAUCGAUACUCUCAAGGACUACUAUGCCGAGUUUGUCCUGCCCACCCACCUAGUAGGGCUGGAACAGGUUUUUGGGUAG